Molecule: messenger RNA, 2190 nt
Organism: Manihot esculenta (cassava)
Lineage: Eukaryota; Viridiplantae; Streptophyta; Magnoliopsida; Malpighiales; Euphorbiaceae
Product: protein ENDOPLASMIC RETICULUM-ARRESTED PEN3
Exons: 3
Coding region: 75-1496 (473 amino acids)
Biological process (GO): protein homooligomerization
Source: RefSeq, a predicted model, not a curated record
UGUCUUAAUUUCUCGUCUUAAAAUUGUACUAGAUUAUUACAGUCGAGUGCGAAGCAAUUCCACGUCUUCCACUAAUGGAGAACGAAAUUCCUAGUUCUAGCCCAUCUCGCCAUCCCACCGAUCGUAUCAAGCUCAAUGUUGGAGGCAAGCUCUUCGAGACAACCAUAUCCACGAUGCAAUCCGGCGGUCCUGACUCCCUCUUAGCCGCCCUGUCCAGCCGCCACACUCAAGACCCUGUUUUCAUUGACCGUGACCCGGAGAUUUUCUCCGUUCUCCUUUCUCUGCUUCGUUCCGGCCGCAUACCUUCUACUGCUCAACGCUUCUCCAAGCAAGAGCUCGCCGAUGAGGCUCUCUACUAUGGCAUCGAGUCGCAGCUCCGAUUUGCGAUGUCUCCGCCUCCUCUAUCUGGAAUCGACGCCUCCCUUGUCACCACCAUCCACCCCGCUUCAGACGGCCUGCCCUCCACCUUCACUGCUGCAGCUGGAGAUGGCUCCAUCUGGAUAGCACACGGAGGCCAAAUAUCAGCUUAUGAUUGGAACCUCAGCCACACUGGCACCAUCCGUACGCAUCUUGAUGAUAUCACCUCCAUACGCCGAAUCUUGCCGGAUGUUGCCACCGUCGGAUCAAACUCCGCUGCUGGACUCCAUUUUUAUGAUUUUUGUAGCGCUAGUCACCUCGGGUCAACUCACUGGACUGACUCAUCGGAUCCUAGAAUAUAUAAAGCCCGGGUAACUUCAAUCGCUGACUCAUCGAAUCAGGUUUUUGCUUCCUUCGAUUGUCAACACAGAGAGAAUUGCAUACUAGUAAUAGAUAAAUCAACACUCCAGAUUGUCUCCGAAAUUGCGAGACAAUCUGGGAGCUCAGCGAAGACUAUGGUCCCCGGGAAGCUAACUUGGCUUCCCGAUACCGGUGUGAUAAUCGGAACCGCGGUCACAAGUGGGGCGUUUGGGUACUCGGGAUACAUCAGAAUAUGGGACCCAAGGGCUAAUGGAGCGGUGAUUUGGGAGACGAGCGAGCCUGGUUCUGGCCGGAGCAGCAGAUUUGGUGAUUCAUUCGCGGACGUCGAUGUCGACGUUGAGGGCUCGAAUUUGUUCAAGAUCUGUUCCAAAUCUGGGGAUUUAGCAAUGGCAGAUUUACGCAAUUUAGGGGAUGAUCCUUGGGUUUAUCUGAAAGAUAAAAACCCAAUGAUGAGAUACACUGGUGGCGCAGUAGAUAGUGUGAUACAUUGCUAUAGAAGUCAGGUUUUUGUGGGAAGAGAAGGGGCUCUGGAGGUUUGGUCAAGGGUGAUUGAGAAGGAAAAUGGAAUAGAUACAGAGAAUGUGAUAGGUGAGGAGUUGUAUAGAAGGAAUUUUGUGGAUAAAUUGGAGGAUUCAGAGAGAGGGAUAAUCAAGAAAAUUGAAGGGGGAGGGAAUAGGCUGUUUGUUAGCAGGGAAGAUGUUGAGGGUAUUGAGGUGUGGGAAAGCUCUCAUUUAUCUGGUGCAGUUUCAGUUGUGUGAUCCAGAUUUUGGCUUAUUUGUUGUGGGAAUCUGGCCUUCAACAAGCAUUUGUCUUCUUGAUUUUGUUGUAAAGUGCAUAUGAAUUGAACCAACCUCGAUUGGACGAUCUUUAAUCAAUUCAGUUCAUUGAAUUCUUCAAGCUUCUUGGGUAGUUUCUCAUUACAAGUUUCCUAGUUUUUAAUGAACUGCUCCCCCUUCAAUCUUCAUUUGAUUUUAGUUUAAAUCUCCUCAAUCAUUUGUUGAAGACAAGAAUGUUCACCCUUCAUCAGAAUUGAGCUUUUCAUUUCCUGAGGAUUCAGAGGAUCCUAUUCAGGAUAACUGUAAUGAUAGGCAGACAUGGUAUGAUUUUUCAAAUUACAGUUUCCUUGACAAGGCUGCACUUACAUCGCCAUGACAAAAUCUCAAAAGAGCUAGAAAAAAACCGAUGGAAACUCUGGAGGGUGACCAAGUCCAUGAAGAUAAACUAGUUUCAAGUAUGCUUUCCAUGUGGCCGACCUUUAUUGUUCGUGUUGUUUUAUUUUCCAUCAGAAACACUUGGUUUGUGGAGCAUGCAAGUUUUGAGCAUGCUUUCCCAUGUGGAUAACCUUUAUUGUUUGUGGAGUUGUAUCUUCCACCGGAAAAACCUUAUUUAUGGAGCAUCCGAUCAAUGCAGAUCUGGAGUUUUGGGGGUGGAAAGUUCUUGUCCCCAUGUUUA